This is a messenger RNA of Adineta steineri, 972 nucleotides long. The record is from the annotation of a GenBank genome assembly. Lineage: Eukaryota; Metazoa; Rotifera; Eurotatoria; Adinetida; Adinetidae.
AUGACACCAAAAUCAAUAACUCGAUCACGACGUCCAUCAUCAACAUCAUCAAUCAAUACAAUAACAACAACAACCACAACUACAACUAGUCUACCACCACCUUCAAUAUCACAUGACACAACUACAAGAAUUAUUCGUUGUUUAGCAAAUACAAAUCAACGAACAAAUGAAGAUAAAAAACUUCGAAUACCCAUGUCACCAACAGAUACAUUAUCUAGUCUUCGUUAUCAAGUUCUUAAACGUCUCUAUGAUAAUUUUAAUAUUUAUGCUUGUUCAGUUACAUUAUAUGACCGUCAAGAUUGGGAAUUGGGCAUGUCCGAAAGUGAUACGAUCCAAUUAGCAAUACCCGCUGAUGAAACUGAUAUAAAAGCAACUUAUAUUGAAAAGGAUCCAAUUAUUGUAUAUGAACAACUUUGUAAAGCAAAUAAAAUUGCUGCUUAUUCAAAUAUUCGAUCGGCAUUGAAAUUAUUUUUUGAUAAAUUUGAAUUAUCUCUUCAACGAUUAAGUUUAAGAUUAGAACAAACAAUAUGUAUAUUACAAGUCUUUGAAAAUUUCAUGUUUAUUUAUUCAAUAAAUUUAUCAGAGAAUAAUCUAACUGAUGGAAUAUUUGAUCAAUUAGCAAAAUUAUCUCUCGAUCAACUUAAAUCAUUAAAUCUUUCACAAAAUAAAUUUACUUCAAAUGGAAUACGUAAAUUAUUUGAACAGAAAACUAUGAAUAAUUUACUUCUACUUGAUUUAACUGGAAAUAUAGAUAUUGAUUGUGUUACAUUAACAUUUAUCCGAUCUCGACAUCCAAAUAUAACUGUAUAUCAUUGAACAGAAUUUGUACUGUUUUCUUUUUGUUUAAAUUGAAAAAAAAACAAAAAAUGAAUUUAUUACAAAUAAAAGUUACAUUGGCUACUAUUUUUUUUUUCUAGAUAUGACUUCAUAUUUAUGGCCAUCAUCACCAUUAGCAACAAUUACUAUUCUAGU